Molecule: messenger RNA, 1427 nt
Organism: Clarias gariepinus (North African catfish)
Lineage: Eukaryota; Metazoa; Chordata; Actinopteri; Siluriformes; Clariidae
Gene: nsmce2
Product: NSE2 (MMS21) homolog, SMC5-SMC6 complex SUMO ligase
Exons: 7
Coding region: 69-764 (231 amino acids)
Biological process (GO): protein sumoylation; double-strand break repair via homologous recombination
Cellular component (GO): nucleus; Smc5-Smc6 complex
Molecular function (GO): SUMO ligase activity; zinc ion binding
Source: RefSeq, a predicted model, not a curated record
UUUUAUUUUGAUUUCAAGUCACGCGCAAAAACCCGGAAGCUUUCCCUGUGGCGCGUUACUUUGGAGAGAUGUCUCUGAACUCCAUUCAGCCCCAGCUGUCCUCCCUGAAGUCGUGUCAGACGGACAUCAGCACAGGGAUGGACAUUGUGUCAGAAGUCGCUCUGGAUCUGGUCGAAGCCCAAGCUACUGAUGACAGUCCGGGUCUGAAGAAACUGGAGCAGAUGAUGUUGGAAUGUGCUAAACUGGACAGUGAGAUUAGCUGCUUUGUGGAAUCUGUCGAACAGAUGAUUGCUCAGGUGAGACAUGAGCCUCCGGACGCCAUGUUCAACCUGAAAGACUCCGUAAAGGAGCGAUUCACUGAACUCAAGGCCGCAGUCCCACAUGCUGAGAUUGAACGCCACUGUAAAGUUAUAGCCUUCAGAGACAGCAUCAGGAAAUCUCUGCAACAAGCAAAUCAGGUGGCAUCUGGCAGUGUGGAGGAGGAGCUGGAUGAGGACAUUGCUGUGACCCAGAGCCAGACGAAUUUCACAUGCCCUCUUACUCAGGUUGAAAUGGUCAAUCCGGUAAGAAACAAGAAGUGCCAUCAUUACUAUGAUCAAGAAGCUAUUCUGUCCCUCAUUAAGACGAAGCAAAACAAUAAGAAGAAGUGUCGCUGUCCUGUUGUCGGCUGUGGAAACACAGAUGUCAAGCCAUCGGAUGUGGAAUUAGACCUGGUUAUGAGGAGGACAAUACAGAACCAUAAGAGACAGACUGGAAAGAGCUAAGUUAAACUAAUAAGCUCAGGCACUUGUAUAUAGUUUUCAUAGAAUAUUUUUUCACUCACUGACCAUAAUAUACAAGUAAAUUAACUUCUGUUGGAGACGAAAUAUUUGUCUACAUGUCUUGUUAGCUUUUCUAAGAAAAUAAAAUAUUUCAAAUAAAUAUCUGUAUGUUUGUGGUCAUAUUCAUUCGACACAUGCAGUGAUUUUAUUUACUGAGGACUUUAGUCAUUUUUAGUUCCUGUAAAAUCCCGUUCAAAAUUCAUUAAAAUCUGAGCAGUACUCACACCAUUCAAUCAUGAGCCUGAUUUUAAUUGUAUUUAAUAGUCCUGUGAUAUAAUUAAUUAAUUACAACAGCCAUGGAAGUCAUCUUUCCUCAUAUCAUGCCAUCAACUCACUGCAUGAGAGAGAGUGAUCACUCCAGCGCAGUAGCAACACAGCAGGCGGGAUGAAGCAGACCUUCAGCAGUUCCAACCAUACGUCUGUUUUUGGUAACAAUAUAAAAUAUAACAGUGUAAAUCUCAUGGUUCUCUGCUCCCAGGCAUCCUUCUUUCUUAUUUAGUCAAACCACUAGUAAAUUUUACAAAACAAGAUUUCUCACAUUUCAUUGCGGUGACUCAUCCAAGCACCUUGAGUAUCCAUGUCUUCAUUUUAGAACUGUACAGUCAA